Messenger RNA from Amphibalanus amphitrite, 1167 nucleotides. Its product is annotated as adrenodoxin-like. Gene Ontology annotation, biological process: positive regulation of oxidoreductase activity; P450-containing electron transport chain. Gene Ontology annotation, molecular function: 2 iron, 2 sulfur cluster binding. Gene Ontology annotation, cellular component: mitochondrion. The record is from RefSeq and is a predicted model, not a curated record. Lineage: Eukaryota; Metazoa; Arthropoda; Thecostraca; Balanomorpha; Balanidae. The transcript is spliced from 2 exons. Bases 397 to 888 code for a protein of 163 amino acids.
UAUACGGUUUCAUAAUGCUGACUUCCAAACUUUUGUACAAAGUCUAGUAACGCUGUUUUGAAUUUUGCUGUUGAAUAACUUUCAACGAUCAGUGAUCAAAUAAAAAUAUUCAAUUUAUAAAACUAGCAGUAAAUUAGCAUCAGAAAAUAGACUCCUUCAGCUCUGGCGCAGCUAGGACGAAUAGUGGCUGAUGCUUUCGACUCGCGAUACUGAUACCAAGUCACUCAUCGCAUGCUUGAUCACGAUCACAUGCUUAUCUACAGUGUCCCGGGUGGGUUAGUUCCUCUGCCACUGGACCAGGACUGCUUCAUGCAGUUGUCUUGGAAGCAUUUGUGAUACGGAAGAAAAUUAUCACACCUGACCUGAAGUAUUUGAGGUUCAGUUCUUCUGUUGAUCAUGUUCCGACUGCCUCAAGUACUAAGGACCUGCACACAGGCCAUUGGUGGACUCCGUCAAAGCAUUCUACAGGCUCCACUAGCUCGGCCUGUGCUACCAAGCCUCAGCCAGCUCCAGCGUCACCUGCAAGCAACGCCAGCAAGCUGCACAGAGAAGGUUAACAUCACCUUUGAGUUCCCCGAUGGCACUCAGCAGAAGGUGACCGUAAAGGAGGGUGAUAACCUCCUGGAGGCGGUGCUUGACAACAACGUGGACAUCGACGGGUUCGGCGCGUGCGAGGGCACCCUGGCCUGCUCCACGUGCCACCUGAUCCUGCCCGAGGCGGUGUAUGAACAGCUCUCCUCGGACAUCUCAGAGGAGGAGAUGGACAUGCUGGACCUUGCCUACGGGCUCACCGAAACCUCGCGGCUCGGCUGCGCCUGCCAUGUCACGAAGGAGCUGUUCGAGGGUGUCGUUAUCAAAGUGCCAGAGGGUAUUAACGACCAGCGAUGAAGCGGACCGCUGGGCCGGUCGGAGCGGAAGUCGGAUCGCCCCCGCGCACAUUGUCGUCGUCGGUGCGGAGCUGGCUCCUUGCCCCUAUGUGCCAGUUGCAAUUUGGGAAGCCCGUGGAGAUCGCUCUGCGGCUUUUAUACUCGUAUGACAAUUAGCUACCGUUGUUGCAUCUUAUGCGUGCAUUUACGUGUUAUUGCUCCUGUGAUCAUGAUCAGUGGUAACCAGACUCAGAUGAAAUAUAUGGGGUUCGGUGUUUUUGCCGCUCCAGGAUAUGACUUA